Molecule: messenger RNA, 645 nt
Organism: Trichoderma harzianum CBS 226.95
Lineage: Eukaryota; Fungi; Ascomycota; Sordariomycetes; Hypocreales; Hypocreaceae
Exons: 2
Coding region: 1-645 (214 amino acids)
Biological process (GO): snoRNA splicing
Cellular component (GO): U2-type spliceosomal complex
Molecular function (GO): metal ion binding
Source: RefSeq, a predicted model, not a curated record
AUGGUUCCUGGCGAAGAAGAAAAAGGCAUUGUUUCAAGUUCAUCAAAUGACACGACGUCGAAGGAGCCCUCGGCCACCACAGCUCAAGCAGAUCGCCAAAAUCCACUUACCGAUAGCAACGACGCAACGAAGCAAAGCACCCUGCCCGAUGACGAAAACAAGAAACUUGGCCCCAAGCGGUCCGCCAACGUGCGUUACACCACCGUCACCGACUACGCUACCGAUGUAUGCAAAGACUAUAAAAUCACUGGCUUCUGCGGCUUCGGUGAUGGGUGUCGCUACGCUCACGACAGGGCCAACAUGAAGCAGGGCUGGCAACUCGACCGGGAGUGGGAAACCAUCACCAAAGGAAGACGGAACAUUGGUGGAACAGUGGUUGCAGCCGCUAACCGGUCGACGGUCGACGAAGAAAAUGCCAGUGAAGAUGAUGAAUCGCCGAGCAUGGACAUUCCUCGUACAUGCGGGCUCUGCGACGGCGAGUACAAAUCGCCCGUCUCGACAAAAUGCGGCCAUGUCUUCUGUGAGGAAUGCGCCCUCAAAAGGUAUAGAAAAGAUCCAACGUGCGGCACCUGUGGGAGCGCAACCAAUGGCGUAUUCAAUUCGGCGUCUAGAUUAGUCAAGAGGCUUGCGACAAAAGAUGGUUGA